AUGCCUGUCUAUCCGAUCUUCACCCGCCUCUUCCUCCCUCUCUGCCUCCUCAUCCUCCUCAUCUUCUUCCCUAGCGUCCUUCUCUCCGUCUUAUUCGUCAUACGCUGCAUCGGAUAUUUCUGCUGCUAUAACUUCCGAAACGGGCAGGGACUAAGCCUGAUCGUUUCACCCACCACGGCCGCAAACCUACUGGGCAUGGGGGCCUUGGAUGACGGCCCAGCUCCUUGGGCUUCUCAUGUUCGAAAGCAGCGGGAAACGCCGUACCAGAUUACGGACGUGAAGGGCAAAGGAAAAGGGGUAGUGGCCACCAGGCCCAUCAAACAAGGGGAGAUCCUCAUGGUGGAUGUCCCGGCUUUGUUGAUAAGUGAAGAGUUCUUGAGAGAAACUGAACGAGAGGGGAAGGGGCAUCUGAGAAGACGAAUGGUGAAGAGGGGGUUGGAGCAAUUGCCGGAAAGCACGAGACGCAAGGUGUUGGAGCUGCAAAAGGGAUCGGGAAGUUACGAGAUUGAUGCGAUCUUGGGGAUCAACCUCAAGGGACUAGGGGGCGAUCGUUCAGAAACGGACUCGGCACUAGCACUGUUGGAGGAACAAGAGUUACAGGAGCAAUGGGAAGGCCAUGCGGCGGAGGGAAUGAUGGGGUUGUUUGCUGAGGUUGCGGUAGGUUUCGAGGAUUGA
Messenger RNA from Neurospora tetrasperma FGSC 2508, 675 nucleotides. RefSeq lists its product as uncharacterized. The transcript is spliced from 2 exons. NCBI's taxonomy places the organism in Eukaryota, Fungi, Ascomycota, Sordariomycetes, Sordariales, Sordariaceae. The record is from RefSeq and is a predicted model, not a curated record. Bases 1 to 675 code for a protein of 224 amino acids.